Bradysia coprophila is the source of this 834-nucleotide messenger RNA. Its product is annotated as protein bicaudal C homolog 1-like. The record is from RefSeq and is a predicted model, not a curated record. Gene Ontology annotation, molecular function: protein binding. Lineage: Eukaryota; Metazoa; Arthropoda; Insecta; Diptera; Sciaridae.
CAUUCAUGUGAAGAUUCAUUUAUUUGCAAUCGGUUGCGUAGAAUGAAUGUGUAUUUGAUAAGUUUUAAGGAAAAUUGAUUGCUGUGUUAAAUUUUUGCCAAAAAGUGAUCUAGCAAAUUUGAUAAACCAACAAAUUUUCUCCAUUUCAACCAUAAUGUAUCAUCCACGUGUCCAUAACCUAGAUUCACCGUUGACUCCGAUUCCUGCAAUGAGUCAGCAGUCCCCAUUCAACUUCUCUCCGACUGCAGUCGAUCACUUUCUGGAAGCAUCGAACAGUCCAGCCAUUUUACAUUCAUUGCGUACUACUCCGAUUUUGAUAGAAAUUCCUCCGCCAGACAUAUCUCCAAUCGAAUAUGUUCCGGGUUCGGCUAAUCGAUUUGCAUUUUCGCCAAAUUCAUCAAUCAUCGCAUCCAACCAUUCGCUCAGCAAAAACGAUGGACCAAUGCCGUUCUAUUUGUCGAAUGUCGAUAAGCAAAACGGUUUAAAUGAUUCCAAUAUCAACAAUCAUCAUUUAGAUAUCAGUUCUGUCCUAGAUGAAAUCGGUUUGGAACAGUACAAAUCAUUGCUUUACGCACGAGAGAUUGAUUUGAAAAGUUUUAUGAUGUUGACAGAUGGUGAUUUGCAAGAGAUGGGUAUUGAGGACAAAUAUCAUCGUUUGGUCUUAGCUAUCACUAUUAAUAAUUUGAAUAAUGGUUUUAGUUCAGUUUAAUGUCACUGCCAAUAUUUUUGGGUUUACUUUGGAGGGUUCAAUUAACUUAUUGUAUUGUACAAACGGAGACUGUGUCUGAUGCUAGUCGUUUCUUGUCUAAUUAAAAGCUUCUGAUUUUUAUUCUA